GGGGCUCGAUGUGGGGUGCAACUCGGGGGUUCCACUACUGCGAAGUGAGAGGGAAGCCCAGGUACGUGCCGCAAGCGUUGUGUCACGAGAGCUCAGCCCUAGAGAAAGAGGAAAGAGGAGGACGUCUCCUCCAGGAGGUGCUCUUGUCUAGCAGUUCUGCCCAGGUAUCCUCUUCAUUUAAUUUCCGGAGUCUGAGAGUCUUCUCAAGGGAGAAAACUUUGACUUGUGAAAAUUCUGAGAAUACUGGACUAGUGUCAUAAUUUAUCCUAAAUGUAGCACAAUUUGUGAAGUAACACAGGACCUGGCAAAGCAAUUCAUGGAAAACAGUGCCCACAGAGCAGAAGAUAGCAGAAUGAGCGUGGCCAGUUCUGAGCUCAGGGAGGUGUUUCUCAGUGGUGGAUUACACAGCCAGCAGCAGGCAGCUUCCCAGGAGUGGCCAGGCAGCAAGGAGCCAAGCCGAGAGCUUCCCAGCCUCAGUGGAGCAGGCAGAGGGAGGAGGAAAGGCAAGCGGGGAGGAAUGGAGAAGCCUUGAGGAAACGGGGCUCGGACCUGUGCUAUUCUAACUCUCUGUGAAGGGAGCUGAGAAGGGCCCAUGCUUCACGUCCCUUGGCUGCAUGUGUGGCAGAGGCGAAGGGUGGUGCAGAACAAAGCCAUAUCUGAGCGUGGGGACAUGGCGCCAGCUGUCCCAGGGAUCAGCCAAGUGCGGGUCAGCACUGUCUCCUUAGCCCGUGGACUAGGAGGAGGUGUCAGCUUAAGGAGGGCAGGUGGCUUUAGCAGCUCCAGCCUCUACAACCUCAGCUCUGCCCAGCAGUUCUCCCUUGGAGCUGCCAGGCCCUACAAAUUUCACUCUGGACACGGCUACGGAGGCAUAGGAUGGGGUGGGGUGCUCAGCCCUGGGGGCAUUCAGGAGGUCACCAUCAACCAGAGCCUCCUGACGCCCCUGAACCUGGAGAUUGACCCCAAUAUCCAGCGGGUGCGCAAGGAGGAGAAGGAGCAAAUCAAGACACUCAACAACAGAUUCGCCUCCUUCAUUGACAAGGUCCGGUUCCUGGAGCAGCAAAACAAAAUGCUGGAGACCAAAUGGAGCCUCCUCCAGGACCAGAAGACCACCCGGAGUAACAUUGCUCCAAUGUUUGAGACAUACAUCAACAACCUGCGACAUCAGCUGGAUGGGUUGUUGAAUGACAAAGCACGUUUGGAGGGCGAACUGAAGAACAUGCAGGAUCUUGUUGAGGAUUUCAAGUCCAAAUAUGAAGAUGAAAUCAACAAGCGCACUGCAGCGGAAAAUGAGUUUGUGGUGCUCAAGAAGGAUGUGGAUGCCGCAUACAUGAACAAAGUGGAGCUGGAGGCCAAGGUGGAUGCGCUGACAGAUGAGAUUAACUUCCUGAGGGCUCUCUAUGAAGCGGAACUUAAGGAGCUGCAGGCCCAGAUCUCUGACACCUCUGUGGUGCUGUCUAUGGAUAACAGUCGAAACCUGGACCUGGACAGCAUCAUUGCAGAGGUCAAAGCCCAAUAUGAGGAGAUUGCCAACAGGAGCCGGGCGGAGGCCGAGUCCUGGUACCAAAGCAAGUACGAGGCACUGCAGGUCACUGCUGGGAAACACGGAGAUGAUCUGCGCAACAUGAAGAAUGAGAUCACAGAGAUAAACCGCAUGAUCCAGAGGCUGCAGGGUGAAAUCGAAAAUGCAAAGGCCCAGCGUGCCAAGCUGGACGCAGCCAUUGCUGAAGCUGAGGAACGUGGUGAGUUGGCUGUCAAAGAUGCCAGGGCAAAGCUGGCUGAGCUGGAAGAUGCUCUGCAGAAGGCGAAGCAGGACAUGGCCCGGCAGCUCCGCGAGUACCAGGAGCUCAUGAACGUCAAGCUGGCCUUGGACAUCGAGAUCGCGACCUACAGGAAGCUGCUGGAGGGAGAGGAGAGCAGGUUGGCUGGUGAUGGAGUUGGCAGCAUCAACAUCUCCGUGGUCAGCUCCAGCGGUGGAGGUGGCUAUGCCAGUUCCAGUGGAUUUCUGGGAGGAGGAAGUGGAGGACGCCUUAGCCUGGGAGCAGGCAUGGGCAGCGGGGCGCUCAGCCUCUCCUCUGGGGGUAGCUCCAAAUCCUACACCAUAACCACAACCUCGUCCACCAGGAGAAGCAUCAAGAAGUAACUACAGGAACGAAGAUCAACGGUAUCCAUUACAUGGGAGGAGGGAAACCAUAGAAAGAAAAGCCUUGUUGCCUUCCUUUUAUAGGACAAAUUGGCUGCAAAAUUUCUGCAGUAAUGAAUGAAUUGGAAUAAGACAUACCAGAGUACCUGACCCUGCCACAUAAUGCCUAAGGCUUGAUCCUGCACUGUUGAACUUAGUGGGAACCAUUCCACUGAGAGCAGGUUCAAGCCUGUAGGGUGAAAUUUAUCCAGUGAAGCAGGCGGGAUAACGCUUUUGUUACUUGUGUGCUU
Molecule: messenger RNA, 2430 nt
Organism: Haliaeetus leucocephalus (bald eagle)
Lineage: Eukaryota; Metazoa; Chordata; Aves; Accipitriformes; Accipitridae
Product: keratin, type II cytoskeletal cochleal-like
Exons: 14
Coding region: 593-2140 (515 amino acids)
Biological process (GO): keratinization; intermediate filament organization
Cellular component (GO): keratin filament
Molecular function (GO): structural constituent of skin epidermis
Source: RefSeq, a predicted model, not a curated record